Aspergillus mulundensis is the source of this 1287-nucleotide messenger RNA. RefSeq names its product F-box domain protein. Gene Ontology annotation, molecular function: protein binding. The record is from RefSeq and is a predicted model, not a curated record. The coding region runs from base 1 to 1287 and encodes 428 amino acids. NCBI's taxonomy places the organism in Eukaryota, Fungi, Ascomycota, Eurotiomycetes, Eurotiales, Aspergillaceae. The transcript has a single exon.
AUGAGCCCAUCGCUGAAUCUUCGCAGGGCAUCAGGAGCCUUCCGCUCAUUUGUCCAGAAGAUCAGAAGCUUUAAGCGACCUAGUUCUUCCCCUUUGUGCGACCUGCCGCUUGAGCUAUUGCUAGAAAUCAGCGCUUACCUGGACGCCCCUGCCUUGUGUUCUUUUCGACUCACCUGCAGAUCUCUAUACAACUGCACCUUCUCCGAAUUCUGCAAGACAUACCUUGAGCCGCUGGAAACUGUCACGACAGACUUGUCCUGUUGUUCCCUUCGAAGGCUGAACACUUUAUCCUUGAAUCCGCGAAUAAGUCCGCAUGUCCGCUCAUUAGACAUCGACGGCACAAAAGAUGAAAUCCUAGGAAGGCGCCUCCAAUGGGAACGCCACCCCUCUGGGCUCCUCGAUACUUCGCAGGAGUCUGUCCGACGGUUGCAGGGGAUCUUACUGCGCCUGGUUAAUUGCGAGACUUUUCGUCUGUACCAGCAUUUCACGCAAUGUUGUCCCGGCGGCUCACAGGAUAUCCUAUGUUCCUCUGAUACAAUCACAAUCAUUCUCAGCAUUGUCGCUGCAAUAGAGCGCCCAAUUCGAGAGUUCCAUAUCCUAUUCAAGCCCCCAGAAGGUACUGGUGGCAAUCGGAUCAACAUGUCUCGCGUCGACACAAGGCUUGUCCGAGAUCCGAAGUUCAUCACUGCAUUUUCUACCCUGGAAUCGCUCACGUGCAAUUAUUCAAUGGAUACAAAAGAUAUGGUUGACUUCGCGGCACAACUCAUACAACAUGCAGGGAACCGCCUGCGACGACUCAACAUUGACCCCGAUCACGGCUACGGCCUGACAGAUGGGUAUCAUCUGCUGUCACGCUUGUAUGCGGCCCAGAUCACCCUUAAGUUACACGAGUUCACCCUGCACGCAGCUCGUGUAGGCUCAAGCGACGCCUUUAUCAAUUUCCUAUCCUCCUGCAAACAGAGCUUGACCAAGUUAUCGCUUGAUCGUGACCAUCUCGAUUCAGGGAAUUGGGCGUCCGUUUUACGAGCCCUUUCGAGAUUCCCUUCGCUGAUCGAGAUUCACACAUAUCUGCUCAGCGAUCCAGAAUCAAAAAUACACUUUCCAGCAGUGAUACAAGACCCUGUUGUUGAUCCAGUGCUGGGAACAAAAUUUUCGUACACUGCCAAGAACCUUCGAAUGGGCCAGAUAACCCUGAUGGUUGCCUAUUCCGGUCGUAGCAUGGACGUUGCCUUGCAAAAGCUGGCCGACUACGCAACACCUUGGAAGCUCACAGUGUCUGGCACCUGA